AUGGCAACUGGUGUCGAAAAUCAUCUCAGUCUAGAAAAGGAAGUGCCGAUUGGGCCGAGUUUUUCGUACCCGCAAGACGUCGACUCCUCGUCGCCAAUAUCAAGCCUAGCGCCGGAGUCUGUCACCCACAGCCAGAGCCAGAGCCAGAGCCAGAUACCGGCGUCGCCCAGCAGCAGUUUAAGCUAUCCCCAGGUAUCGGGGCAGGGCUCGUCGGAUGAGUCUUCAGAGGUCGCACCCGAGAUUGUUGUGUGGACGGAAGAUAUGGAUUUGAGCAGCAGCAGCCUAUCAACCCAUGACCCAGAAGACUCUUCUGGCAUGCAUCUUGAUACGGAUGAUGAGAAGCAUCAGCACGGCGAUGAUAGCCCGCUACCAGUCGAACCCACAGACGACCCCAUUGCUGAGUCGUUCUCUUCUUCGCAUUCCUCCCUAACAGACCUUUCAGACGCCUCAUCGUCUCCUUCAAUUGUCUCUAGUAAGGCUACGACACCUGUCGAGACUGAAAUACCUAGUCGCCCACAGGUUGUUAGGGCGGCACAAAGCUUUUCGGCAUCAUCGCACCGCCAUGAUAUUGAGCGUUUGACCUUCAACGUUCGGCCGAAGUCAUCUGUCCCGACAGAUAUUCCAUCCUACCAAUAUGCCAGCGAGUGCAUUGCUGCCGCCGAAUCAUCGCGGCUAAAUCCGUACGCGCUACAUCCUGAAGAGUAUCACUUCCUCCGGCAUCACAUAUCCCACUCCCAAGUUACGACAUACCUUAAUAUCAGAAACGGCAUACUGCGCAUAUGGAUGAAGCAGCCAUCGGUCAGUGUAACACGGCACGAGGCGGUCGGAUGUGCUAAUGCGCGCUGGUUCGAUGCUGCGAACGUGUGUUACGACUGGCUGAUCCGUCGUGGAUACAUAAACUAUGGCUGCGUGCAGCUUCCUGAACCCCAAUCUGAACUCAGGGUCGAGCCCCCUACAAAGAAGCGAAAGACUAUCGCUGUAAUUGGAGCAGGCAUCUCAGGCUUAUCCUGCGCCAGGCAGCUAGAUGGUCUCUUUAAACAGCACGCGGGCCACUUCUAUGCAAGAGGUGAAGAGCCACCCAAGGUGAUUCUUCUCGAAGGCAGAGGUCGCGUUGGAGGCAGAGUAUAUUCUCGAGAGUUCAAAACAAGAACAGCCGAGAGCGAAAUUGAAUUCAAGGGAAAGAGACAUACCGCCGAGAUGGGCGGCAUGAUUAUCACGGGGUUUGAUCGCGGCAAUCCCUUGAAUGUGAUUGUCCGCGGUCAGCUGGGCAUACCAUAUCAUUCCCUUACUGCUGAGACUACAAUUUACGACAGCAAUGGCAAACCGGUAGACCCAAUCAGGGAUCUCCUGGUUGAAAAACUCUACAAUGAUUGUUUAGAUCGCGUCAGCGAGUUCAAGUUCAAGUCCCAGCCAUCCAAGUUGAUUGAGGGCAACCGUGACCUAAUCGAUGAUGGUCGGGAUAGCCCCGGAGACGGCUCCAAGACGAUAAUGCAAGCUGAAGAGGCCACCGCUGCGCUUCCCGAUGCUCCAUCAGUGUCCCAACAAAACGUACCCGAGACAGUAAACAUGGUUCCAGUCUCUGCAGAUAAGCUAACGGGCCGAGUACAUAACGAGCCUGGAGUCCCCGCAACUGUCAAGGCAUCAGAAAAGGCAAGGUUGAUGGGAUGGAACAUCAGACCGGGGGCGGCAGAGAAAGGCAACCUUGAUUUAACACCCGCCACCGCUCUGGAAGGAUCAACAUUAGGAUCAGUCUUGGACCACGCCAUUACCCAGUACAAGAACAUUGUUGAUCUAAACGCACAAGACCACCGAUUAAUAAAUUGGCACAUUGCCAAUCUAGAAUAUAGCAACGCUACAAAUCUUCAUAAGCUGAGCCUCGGCCUUUGGGACAUUGAUGCCGGCAACGAAUGGGAGGGCAACCACACCAUGGUUGUCGGCGGCUAUCAGAGUGUCGCUCGUGGCCUGCUCCAAUGUCCAUCGCCGCUCGACAUCAUGACCAAGUUCCCAGUGCAGAAAAUUACCUACAACGGCGAGGGUUUUGAUGGAGUAGCUAUAAUUGAAAGCGAAGAUGGUACACAAGUAGAGGCCAAUGCCGUCGUCUGCACCAUACCCCUUGGCGUCCUCAAGCAAGGCAGUAUUGGCUUCGAGCCUCCGCUGCCUUCGGAGAAGGCGGAUGCAAUUGGUCGACUAGGGUUUGGUAUCCUCAACAAGGUUGUCUUGCUUUACGACAAGGUGUUUUGGGAUUCAGACAGACAUAUCUUUGGUGUACUCCGAGAUGCGACCAACCGUCAUAGCACAUCCCAACAAGAUUAUAGCACAAAUCGGGGACGCUUCUUUCAGUGGUUCAAUGUCACCAAUACAACUGGUCUACCCUGUCUAAUCGCACUCAUGGCCGGAGACGCUGGCUUUGACACAGAGCAUACGAGUAAUGAUAGUCUCGUUGCCGAAGCCACGGAGAUCUUGAGGAGCGUCUUUGGCAAAGACGUUCCUUAUCCCAUAGAGACGGUGGUGACGAGAUGGGGUUCUGAUCGGUUUGCCCGAGGCAGCUACUCUUCGGCUGCCCCCGAUAUGCUGCCAGAAGACUACAACGUCAUGGCGCAACCUGCGGGCAAUCUUUUUUUCGCUGGAGAGCAUACCAUCGGCACGCACCCAGCGACCGUUCACGGCGCAUAUUUAUCAGGACUGCGUGCUGCAUCCGAAGUCUUGGAAGCAAUGAUUGGGCCCAUCGAGGUCCCGACUCCUCUCGUUCUCCCAAGGGACUCACUUUUGCUGCAUAAACGUAAGGAGGCGGCCAAGGAUCCCCGGCAGGCACGCUUAGAAGCAUAUGAGAUAGAGGUAUGGGAGCACGUCCUCUCCAAGAUUGGCGACCGGCCAUUGCGCCCGAACAAGGUGUCCGGUAGUGCCUACAUCUUAUUCAGCAAGGCUCAUUUUGAAGCCGCGAAAAAGAAAUGCGAAGAAAGCCGCAAACCCGGCAAGACACGGUCCCUGCCAAACGAGGUUCGCAUAAUGACAUCUCGUAUGUGGAAAGAGGCCACGCCGGACGAAAGAAAACCAUAUGAAGAACAGGCCGCUGAGCAGAAGAAGCUUUACCUUCAAGCGAUGCAGGAGUACACUGAGCUGGCGGAGAAGUGGGAUCGCCAAGCCAUCGCGCUCCGAGCUGCCUACGAACAAGAGCAUCCUAGCUUGCCCGGUCCGGAGGAAGGACCGGAGGAUGCGUCUAUGAUGCAGAAGCAUCGGCGGGCGAGGAACGUGAGUUAUGCAGAGGGUGGAGACAGCGAUGUGGAAUUAUAA
Trichoderma breve is the source of this 3291-nucleotide messenger RNA. RefSeq names its product flavin containing amine oxidoreductase domain-containing protein. The record is from RefSeq and is a predicted model, not a curated record. Gene Ontology annotation, molecular function: protein binding; oxidoreductase activity. The transcript is spliced from 2 exons. Lineage: Eukaryota; Fungi; Ascomycota; Sordariomycetes; Hypocreales; Hypocreaceae. The coding region runs from base 1 to 3291 and encodes 1096 amino acids.